GAGCGCACGGUGGAUGCUCUCACGCUGGAGUGCAGCGCUGCACGGAGGACAGGAGGGAAACGCACUGAGCAGCGGGACAGUGUGGGCUGCCUUUUCUUUUCUAAGAACAACUUGGGAAUUUUCGGUGCAACUUGUGAGGGCGGAGGACAAUUUGUCGGGCCAGCAUGGCAUCUCUGAUGAACUCUGCCUGCCUCCUCUUCUUGCCUGUUGCUCUGCUAAUGAUGCUGAGCCCGAGCCCUGUUGCUGCAGCGUCAGCCAGAAGGUGUCACUCCAUCUACAAGGGUUUUGCUCAGUGUCUGAUGGCUCUAGGCGAUAGUCUGACGGACAGCGCCCACAAGGACGAAGACACACACGAGAUACACUCCAUCUGCAGGUCAUGGGAUGAGUUCCAUGACUGUGCCAACGUGGCGAUGGCCGGCUGUCCGGAGGAAGCUGCAGCUGUCUGGGAAUCUCUCCGCCAGGAAUCCAAGAAGAUGCAGUUUUCCGGAAACCUGUACGAUAUGUGCUCCAACCGCAACAACCACCCAAUAGCCUCAGUCUCUCCGCACGGCUCACCCAACCAGGAGGACAUCAACCAGGAGUCUCUAAGAGGGGGCGCUAAUCAUCUGGCAGCCUGCCUCCACCUCCUCAUGCUACUUUCUCCUCUGCUGCUGUUGUUUUGGGUAUAACUACCCCAAAGAAAUGGGACUAGUGUGAAUAGAUAUAAACUCUGUGUAUUUUUUCUUUGACAAGUCCAUAGACUUUCCACCGUUUUUUUUCCUCUGCCCUGCCAGAGGUUGAAUAUUUCUUACUGCAUGUUGAGAUGCCUGGCAGUCUUUUUGAUAAUGUAUCUGUAAACUGCCUGUGCCGUUUCAUGCAUAUUCUCUGCCUUUUAAUUAGUCUCUCUGUUAGAAAGGCGCACAAAAUUCAUGCAGAGAUACUCAACCACGGUACAAACAGGCCUGCAAACACAUACAUACUUAAAGCGAUGCAUACAGCAGCCUCAUGUCAUCUGUCUUGUAUAUGAAGGUUCCAUGGGGAGUCUGUCUUCCUGAGUGUGAGACGAUAAAAAUAAUAACGGCCUAUUUGCCAAACCUGAAAACAAAGUGAUGAAGAGGCCAGGUCCGACAACUAGCUAAACUAAUUAAUUUGUCCACUUUACUGUAUGAUGAAUUUGAUAAUUAUGUAAAUCUAACAUACCCGGCUUUACCUACCUCGCAGUUUGACUCAGUGGAUGUGAGGCGCUGUGAUAAGUCUCCAUUUUCCUCUUUCCCUCCUGGUCCCUGAACGCUGUGAAGCCCCCGUUUCUGUGACCAACAACAAUGACAAGCUAAAAGCAUGAAUACCAAUUAUACAAACAUUUGUACUGUACAGGAAGGUAGGCCUGUUCAUUUGUGGUUUGCUUUAAAGAUGUUUGAGGAAAAUGUUCCUAAAAUUUGAUAGCAAAAGAAAACCAAAGCAAGAUGUUCCUAAAAAACACCUGUGCCCAAUCCACAGUAAGCACAAUUAAAGAAAUAAAACAGUCAAAUAAAAAUAAAUUUUCAAAGGUCUUA
Micropterus salmoides (largemouth bass) is the source of this 1532-nucleotide messenger RNA. RefSeq names its product neuritin 1-like a (gene nrn1la). Gene Ontology annotation, biological process: nervous system development; neuron projection extension. The transcript has 3 exons. Lineage: Eukaryota; Metazoa; Chordata; Actinopteri; Centrarchiformes; Centrarchidae. The record is from RefSeq and is a predicted model, not a curated record. Bases 165 to 668 code for a protein of 167 amino acids. Gene Ontology annotation, cellular component: plasma membrane.